Drepanopeziza brunnea f. sp. 'multigermtubi' MB_m1 is the source of this 1110-nucleotide messenger RNA. RefSeq lists its product as uncharacterized. The record is from RefSeq and is a predicted model, not a curated record. Lineage: Eukaryota; Fungi; Ascomycota; Leotiomycetes; Helotiales; Drepanopezizaceae.
AUGAGAUCCUUCGAUAACUCCUUCUCGUCGGCUCCCGUUCUCACCUUCCACGCUCGCCAUCCCCAUCGAUCUCCCUUUAACAGCAUGAGGCCGUUCUCUAACAGCGGCUUCUCGUCAUCCGGAGCUCCAUCCUGGCCGAAUCUCGACUCUACACAACUUACGUCGCCGCCAGCUGCUGGUCGAAAGCGCUCUAGGGCUGAGGCUGCGCCCAACCUAGAGGGAGACAACGUCGCACCUCCACCUCCCGUCCUUGAGGCUGCACCGGAGAAUGAAGAGGACUGGGAAUAUGGCGAGGGCAUGACCAUCAUCAAGAAGGGAGGAAAGGAAUAUGUCGCCGACUCGACCAGUCAGACACAGGAUUGGGCCGAAGAGAGAGCGGCAGAAGAGAAGGCAAAGGCUGCUGCUGCCAUGGCCGCUGCAAUUGCAAACAGACCGGCCAUCAGAGCCACCAAGAGCAUGAGACUGAACUCGAGCGCAACGCCAGCGAUCCCCGAGGAGCCAACUUCUACCGACGGCGUCACCGUUGCGCCUGGAUCGCCGGAACGUCACAUUACUCCGGCUGUCGAUGACUUCACCCGACACCUGGGCAUCGGAUGGUCCGCAGUCAACAACUCAAGUCCCGAUGUCCAGGCGGCUGCGCGAGGAUGGGCGAAGUUCAUUGAGAACCACUUCCCGGUCACCAACGCCACGAUUCGACUCACGAGUAAGGGAUUGGCCAGCUAUCUCGUCGAGGCAAACGAGGGCUAUUUCUUAUUCGCGGAAGAUCUGAAGCAGGGCCGCCUGGUGAGCACAAGCUUGGACCAAACGUGGGUCAACCUCGGCAGUCCUGUCCCAAAAUUUGACAGUGACUUGGUGAUGGAGGCAGGGCACACCCCCAAGGAAUCUUCGCAGCCGAUGGUCGAUGAGACUAGAAUGACUGACGAUAAUAAAAUGGUCGCUCAGACCACCCUUCCCCUGCCUGCCGUCGGUACCGCCAAUGGCAUCAACGCAUCAAUCGUGGAUGGACACGUGAUGCAAGAAGCAUUAGUCAACGAGACGGCAACGACGGACGUGAAGGACGCGACUCGACUACCAGCUCAAAGUCUGGAGGUUGAGAUGGAUAUGAGCUAA